UCUCUUGUGUACCCACGAACAGCUGCCGUCGGGGCGUGAUGACCUUUUUGUCUCCCGGCGGUCAGGUAUGGAGAGGGGGCGGAGACACAGGAGGAGCAGCCUCGUGUCGGACUGGUCCCGACGUCCCGGACAAUAAAUGGCCGUGAGCCGACAGAGAGCGGCGGUGUGAGGCGAGUUUCCUUUAUUCUCAGCACGGCUGCAUCAAGAGCUUCCUCCAUGCUCACAUAGCGGGUUAAAAGGGGGCCAAGAGGCGCGCUUCAUCCUCUCUGUCAGUAGCCUACAUUUUUAUCUCUCUGGGAGGAUGAGGGAGUCCUGUUGACACCACGGAGAGAUACACGCUGAGACCGACUAUGGCUGUGGACGCGGCGUCCAGCUUCAGUUUUUGCCGUGCCUCCCUGGAGCACACGGUGUCUGCUGAGGAGCUGAGCUACCAGCUGCCGCGUCGGGCCGGAGGCAGCAACCUGACCUGGCACGACGGCCGCGGCCAGAAGACAGCGCACACGCGCACCGUCAAAUUACUCCAGCAGCCGGGCACAGAGGGCAUCCAGCUGCAUCCAGGUGAAGCCUUCACCGUCUAUCACACCAGUCCUACGCUGUCCUGUCUGUCCAAACCUGUGGUGCUGUGGACUCAGCAGGAUGUCUGCAAGUGGCUGAAGAAACACUGUCCUCACAACUACCUGACCUACGUAGAGGCCUUCUCCCAUCACGCUAUCACAGGACGGGCGUUGCUCCGCCUCAACGGGGAGAAGCUGGAGCGGAUGGGAAUCGUCCAGGACUCCCUGAGGCAGGAGGUCCUCCAGCAAGUCCUUCAGCUCCAGGUCAGAGAAGAGGUCCGCAACUUGCAGCUUCUUAGCAGAACCUCCUUUGGAAAUUUCUCUUAGCUCAUCAAAGGAUGUGCUUGGCAGUCCUUCUCCUCGUCUCCUGUCACAAUACAUCUCCAGGAGCUGCAGAAGAGCUGCUAUCUCCAGAUAUGUGAGCGGAGAAUCAACGAGUGAAAGCAGGGGGAGGACGAGCCUAUAGACUCUAUGCCAACUGGUCUGGAGGAUUCCCAUUCAAUGCAGCCAAUCUGCUUUACAGGCACUGUGACAAAGACAAAGAGCCGUUCAAAGCAGGGAGACCCUCUGUAACCUAAUGAUGCAAUGGAAGAUUAUCACUAUUCCAGGGAUGAUCCAGACCUGGCACUGGUGGGAUCAUUAAAAAUGUCCCUUUUGAUUUUCAUUUCGAUUGAACCAACUGGACAGCUCUGACUGAAAUUAAAGUCUGAAAAAUUGGACUCAUAGAGAUCCGCUUUGAUUUAGUUAAAUAAAUAGUUCUGUGGAGCAGCUAUGAGUAGUCUGAGUCUUGUCUGCAGCAGUAGCUCUUUGAACAGCUUAACUGUAGAGAUCUGGAGAGUAGUUUUAUCUGGAGAGUUAAACUAACUGCUGGUCAGGAUUUGCUUAGUUGGAAAGCACAAGAACUUUGAUCUUAAGAAUCCUUGUGAUUCAUUCAAACACUGCUUUAUAUACUGUAUGUAAGCCCUUUAGCAUGCCUCUCUGUGUCUGUGAGCCACUUGGAAAUAUACAGUUUUCACUACAGCCUCAAUGCAACCGUAAUAUGGUGCUCAUUCAAAAGAGAAAGUAAGAAUUAAGGAAUUUUUCACCAGAAUAUCUAGUUUUAAAUACUUGUUGUUUCUCAGACAUACUUUAUCCAUACAUGAAAGAUAGCACAGCAGUGUCUCCAUACGCUGUACUUAUUUAAAAAAAAAAAAACAGGCAUAGUUGUUGUUUUUUCUUAUUCUGCUUGUGAUCAGUCUCACCACUCUCUCUUUCUGCAGUGUGCUUUGUUCACCCUUUGCAUGGGAGUUUGGUUUUUCAGCUCAGCACUCACUCCGCAUGAUUACAAAAACUUGAGCUUCAUGGGAACGCUAGUAGGGAGCUACAGAUGACACUCAUGCUGGCAUUUAUUUCCAUACUGUAGAGGUGUAUAGUUAUUUACACUGAAGCACCUAGUCAAGUACAAGUAAUGUAAAACUUGUUUAGCCAAGUACUUCAUGUUGUACAACCUUGAAGAGUAACUUCCUGGUGGUAAAAAAAUAGAGCAGUGGAAAACAACUACAAUGUAACAGUUUAUGUAUAGAGGUAUCUGCUGUGGGUAAGAUAUUGACUGCUCAUAACCUCUGCACAGAACUACAUAGAAGAAAUCUGAACUAUCCCUUUAAGACCACUACACCAGUGAUUAUUUUACAUGUUUUUAUAUCAAGGAAUUCUGGGUUAAUUCCUUGAGUCAUGGUGUGGAUACAUAUGAACAAACAGAGCUACUAACGUAAAAUGACGGAAACGUUCCAUCUACAAUACUAUGAGAUGAAUGUCAUUCCCACAAUAAUCCUUUUUGUAUUGUGACUUCUCUGCAGUGUAGUACUGAAAAAAUUAACCUUUAUAUAUAAUUGAGUGUAGUAGAGUAACAAACACUUUAAUUUAUGUAUUUGUGAUUUAAUGACUGAUCAAAGGGUUUCAUGGGGUUAACACAAUGCUCACUAACUGCAUAGGUCUGAUAAAGCAAUAAUUUGAAUAGCUACAGGUAAAUGGGAAAGGACUAUCUGGUAGCUAAAUUAAGAAACCAUUUCCACAGAGCUGUGAAGGUCUGCCAAGGGAAAGAAAGUCAUUUGUGUGUGAAUCUUUAUAUUUUACAUCAUUUGUCACUUGCAAGCACUGGAGGAAAAAAAAUACAUCCCUCUGUUGUAUUCCGUUCGGUUUCUUUCCCGGAGAUGAUGCUGAAGUUUCUAAAGCUCAGAAAGCAAGACUGCCAACAAUGACAGCAAGCCAGAUACCAGAUUCCCUAAGUGACUGAAGCCAGAUCUGCAGAUGUAAUUCCAGGCAGUAACGCUCAGCUUUGCAGAAUGAUGAUUCUCAUGUCACAUAAAUGAAUAAAAUAAACAAACAUCCAGUGAAGAAAACCUGCCCAUCCAACAUCCAUCCAUGCAUCCUUUAGCAGGGAGUCACAGGGAACAGUGAGUGACUGACUGUUAAAAGAAAGAAAACACACUGUGUAAUUUUUAGUAGACCUAAUCCACUGUAAAUAUCAACACAUUCGGUUUCUGUUCACUGAUCAUCGAUGAACUGUUUCAAAUGCAGAAAAAGUACAGUUCGCUCUGCUCUACAGAUUCAAACAUAAAUGUAUGUAUGGAACAUGACGACAGCUGUUUUUGAAUAAACUUACUGAGAAAAACUGUUGACCCUGA
Messenger RNA from Xiphophorus hellerii (green swordtail), 3217 nucleotides. Its product is annotated as sterile alpha motif domain-containing protein 10. Gene Ontology annotation, cellular component: cytoplasmic side of plasma membrane. Gene Ontology annotation, biological process: cell surface receptor protein tyrosine kinase signaling pathway. Lineage: Eukaryota; Metazoa; Chordata; Actinopteri; Cyprinodontiformes; Poeciliidae. The transcript has 5 exons. The record is from RefSeq and is a predicted model, not a curated record. The coding region runs from base 351 to 881 and encodes 176 amino acids. Gene Ontology annotation, molecular function: protein binding.